Messenger RNA from Megalopta genalis, 10365 nucleotides. Its product is annotated as KICSTOR complex protein SZT2. The record is from RefSeq and is a predicted model, not a curated record. Gene Ontology annotation, cellular component: peroxisome. NCBI's taxonomy places the organism in Eukaryota, Metazoa, Arthropoda, Insecta, Hymenoptera, Halictidae.
CAAUAUACGCUACUUUAAAUCUUGUAUACAUUUUACUCAAAUUUUCCAAACAUAUUGUACUACAUAUUAAAAUCUACAUACGUUAUGUAUACACCUUUCUUUGUUUACUGUUUUAAAAGUGUUUUUUUACAGAAUAAAAAUCAUUGCUUUAAAUCAAUUAGGUUGUAAACAUAAUUACGUGUUACACCUAUUAGAACAUGUAGUUUUAAAUAAGAUGUAAUUCUAACGGAAUUUUAAACUAGUAAGGUUAUGUUGUGGUGAAAAUUAUUCAAAUAAUGCAACUAAAAAAAGAAGAAGUGAUAACAUGGCCAUUGAAUAAUUCUACGCAAUAACAAUACUUAUUGUGCAGAAAUGUACUUUCCCAUGGAAAAUAGUGACAGUUGAUAUGUAAAUACAAACGCCAGCAAUAUCAUGGCUUGUGCAAAAGAUGAGAAAAAAAUUGUUUUGGAAGCAACAACUGUAUUUUUGCUAAUGAAAAAAGGUUUCCCCAUAUCUCGAAAUGUAAGAGCUCAAUGGAUGUUAGAGCAUCUAGAUACUCUAAUAACUAUUCAGUGCCAUAGUUCUAAACAAAAAGAAGCAGAAGAAUUGGAAAUAGUUUCUGUAUUACCAAAAAACAAACCUGAAUCUUGGUCUCCUCAAUCAAGUCAUCAAUUUCUCUAUAAAGUGACUUCAACAACAUCAAUAAUAUUUUUGGCGCAUAAAUAUAGAAUAGUGCUGAAUCUAGACUUAAGUCCCUCUCUGGCAACUGUCGAUAUACAACAUGGUGAAAUAGUCAUAGACGAAUUAUGUGUAACGACAAAACAUUUCCUAGAGGGUAUCAUCAAACCUUUUGUCAUACCAGGAAGCAAUAGGAAAAUGCAACCAGAAAUCUAUGUAACUGUAAUAGCGCAUACACCUUUUUUCACCAGUCCGGCACAGCCAGUUUUAGUGCAAGGUUGGCUAGUGACCACAAGCAAUGUUAAUCAACUUACAAAUUUCAUAGAAUGGCAACUUAAUAUAUUAGAGGAGAAGGUUGCAUCCGUUACUGCUGUAGCCAGUCAGCAGUUGGAAAACUUACGAGCUGAAAGUGAACGUUUGGUCGGUGGACUUUUUGAGGAAAGCAGUACCUGUUUAAAUAAGAAUAACAGUAUCACAAACACUUCCAUUAUUUCUCCUGAAUCCACUUUUGUAAAUAUGCUGCGAUAUGGGAUGUUAGCGCUGACACUUCUACCGGAACACAGUUGUGCACAUAUGAUAAUUGUAUCUGAUGGUAUAAUAGGAACCACUGAUGUUCACGUGUUAGACUCUGUUAUUCAGCAGUUACGUGCAACAACUGUUGCAUGUAGUUUUUUACAUGUUGGAAGUACAUACCAUCCACAUUCUGCUGAUGGUCUAGUUCCAUAUCAAGAUCUGCUGUACUUCAUUGCCAGAGCUACUUUGGGUACUUACAUGUCCUUCAUUCCUCGUGUUACACAUUUAGAUGAUACAGAAAUGAAUACCUAUCAUAAAAAUUUUUUAUGCUGGCAACUAUACCGUGAAGUACUCUAUGAUGAUUUACCAUACUAUCCUAAGUGGCAUUCGAAAAACUCGUUAUUUUAUGAACAAAAAUCAACUCAACUUUUACAAAAGAAACAAAUUGAAGAUAAAGUCACUUGUACGUUAAGUAGUUUACUAUGUUGUCGACUUCGAGAAGGAUACUUAAUAAAACGAGCCAACGUGAGAGACGACGUGCUUGAAAUAUGUUUUGUUUUACUGUGGAAGUCAAGUGUUUCCUUAGAGUAUGCAGUAACGUGUCCUUGGUCCAUUACAAAAUCAUUGUCUGCAUCUAAUACAAUACAAUACACAAUUACUAUAGAAGCUCCGUAUGAAUUUCUUCAUGAUAUUACAUGUUUAUCGAAAAAGCCGUUGAAAUCACAGUAUCGCCAAGGUGUUGUAAACCAGUUUUGGGCUGCUCUAACGUCGUUAACAGAAAGCGAUGCUAUGCUUGCCCAUUUUAGUUGGUUUCCUGAAUUUGGCUGGACUUGGUACAGUGUGCCGGAUACAAUUAGGAGUGGCAUGCCAGUAUUUUACUCGUCAGCUUACCCGUCACCAAGCACGGUACAGCUUAGUGAUGCAGCAUGUCCACAGUUCGGACAAAUCUGGCAACCCGUGGUAUCGCUGAAUCCAUUACAAUGGGCACGUUGGAUGCACACGCAGAGAGUGACAUUAAUCUUAUCCCAUGACAGGCCAUUGCCAAAACACCUGCACCAAGCAAAUCAAAGUGGCCGUUUUCAAUGUGUUCAAAGUCGUCAGGCGGCCGCAGUCCUCUAUGCGAUGUUAAAAAAUUGGGCAACGUUUGUGCUCGUUGAAAAUCAUACAUACGUGCAAUUUAUUUAUAAAGAGACAGAGAAACCUCCAGUUUCGUUUUCAUUGAUUCGUAUUAAUUGUAAAGGUCUUUGUGUAAUCCUGAACAUUGCGUUUGCUGCUGGCACAGAAGGAGUGGUUCGACACAACGUUGUUAUCGAUCUUCUAGAUCGGUUGUCCAAACUAACUUUACCAAAUAGACCAACAGGACAAAGGGAAACACCUUCUUGUACAAUCAUACACAAAUCUCUAGAAAGAAUUUUAAUUCGAUACGAGCGAAUGCCAACUGAUUUAAAUUCAAUUGUAUUUCCUGAUGGAACUCAAACAAACACGACAAAAUCUACAAUAAUGCUUGGAGGAAUUUUGCCAACUAGUUUAUCUAGAUAUUUGUACCACAAUCGAUGGCUUUGGCAUAUAAAGCGUCCACUGGUGCAAACGAUACCGGGAAUUACGUUACCAAGAUUGAAUAUAACUGCCAUUGCGAGAAUUCUUUCUACAAUUACAAGGAUGAGACUUGCCGAAGGCUUCAGCUUCACUUAUUCAGCAGCAGGCAUUCUAAACAUGGUUCUUGAGGUGCAAAUGCAAGGUGUUGAUAAGAACGAUGGAUCUUAUCCAUGUAUUAUUCAAUAUAUUCUCUUUCCUCCACAUGUUGUAUCAAGUUCAAUAUUAGAACGUGAUAGUGUUUCAGAAGAAGAUACUGACGAAGGUACAGCUGAUGGCGAAGUAAGCAUCGAUGACUUCGAAAAUUUUGGCGAUUUUCAAAUUGUUUCUGAAAUUUGGAUUGAACCUCAGUGUGGUAUGGUGCAACUACCUAUACAGCCUGCAGCCAGUUAUAUGCAUCGCCUGCCGUAUUAUGAACUACCAGAUGCGAUUGCUCAAGUAGAUGAAGGAUGCAUCAACGCAUUGCUAACUUUAGAAUACUUGAGUUUAUUGUGUCAAAUAGUACCAAAUGAGAAAAGCAGCGAAAUUAUAUAUGGCCAAGUGCAUCAAGACAUUAAAUUAUCGAAGAGAAAUGUUAGAAAUAUCAAGAAUAAUGAAUGCAGUGCUGAAGAAUUGUAUCAAGGUCUACCAAUCGCUGAUGAAAAGAUACAUCCAAUGCAUUUCUUUUUCGAUGCAUUAAAUAUUUUACCAAAAUGUCAGCAGGCUGAAUUACUAUUUUCCAUGUUUGCUAAUGGUUCAACUGCCAAGAAUGAAAGUCAAGGACGUGCAAAUAAGAUCUUAAUGGACAAUGUUUUGGAACACGUAAAACAGUUACACAAUAAAGAACUUCUCUUAACGUCUGCAGAGUCUCAGAAGUUCACGACGAUGCUCCUUAAUAGAUCUCGAGAUGGUGGUCCACGUUUACCGUUUUUUUCUUUAAAAGAAAGACCAUUUUACUACAAUGAUCAGUGCUCUUAUCCACGAUGGAAGUGUUUUAUCAAAGGAAUUAGUACAACACACGUUAUUAUCACAAUUUUACCUGCAUCAGAAAAGGAUGUACGUUUAUUUAAUUCAUCUACACAUGUCGAGGAUUUCUUCGUGAGCAAUAACUCCGAGAAAAAUUACAAAUCUUCUGGUAAAUUUGGUACAUUUAGAUCUGGAGAGAAUGGAAACUUUCAAACUUUUGAAGAAAAUCGUGUUAUUCCUGUUUAUAUUUACGAUUGUUCACUAGCCUCGUUAAUUGAUACAUUGACCGAUAAAUCAAAAAUAUUGCAUAAUAAGGAUAUAUAUCAAGAUCAUACAUUUCGGCUUGGACAACAGGACGGUAAAGAUUUUGUUGAAUUAAAAUUUGGUUGUAACUCGAAACCUUCUUCCCCGGAAUCAAAAAGUGAUGAUUCUGAUAACACCGCGAGUGAUCAACGAAGUCUCACGGAACAUUGUAAACGAGUGAGUUUGGCGCACUGUCAUUGUUACGUUGUUGCUGUAUAUAAAUCAUUAGUAUUGCAACAUCCUCUUAGUUACGAAGAUAUGGAAGCCGCUGUAGAACAGUGCGAGGAAACAUUAAUUGAAAUUGACAUAACAAAUUAUUUACGAUGCGUAUGCAGGCAUUUAAGUAAAUUAUCAGAGAAAGAUACAUUAGAUCAGUUGGAAGAUUCGGCAUGCAAACAUGUUGAACAAUUACAUGAUUUAAUUAGGGACAAAUUUGAGAAAAUAAUGACAGUUGCAUUUGGGCCUGUGCCCGCACAUCCUGAAUUCUAUUACUGUUCUCCAACUUGGAUGGGUCAUAAAAUGGAUCUCCUUGAACUUCAAAAAUCAGACAGUGAUGAUGAAAUAGAAAAUGUCAUUUUUCGUCCAAUAAAUAUUGAUUCCACGUCGCACAAUCAUCACAAAAAAGUUCAGUCGGAAAAUUUAGUGUGGCCUGCCAGAAGUACACACAGAAUAUCAAGCCAGGACUCUGUCGAAUAUUUAUCAAAUGAUUUGCAAGAAGAAAAUAUUUAUGAGAAGGAACAACCCCUUUUUUUGCAAUUAAGUUGUUCUAUUCGAUUCCAAUCCAGAUCCGGUCUUAGUACUGUGCCAGUAAAAACUCUGCCAACCUGUUUUAUGGAAAUCUUACAAAAAAUGGAAGAUUAUAAAAAUAAAAGUAUAGCAGGUGUAAGUCCGAGUGAUCUAAAAAUUACUUUGGAUAUAAUCUGUUUAAAUUUACCAAGAGAAGUAUUAGAAAUAAAUCUGGAGCGCUACUCUGGCUUACGUACAACGUCAUUUUGUAGUGGCUCUCCCAUUAGCAGUUUGCGAACAGAAAGCGGAAGUAGUUCUGAGAAUAACACUAGAAAUGAAUUUUUCCAAGAAAAAAUGUCUCAUCUUCCUUUAAAUCAACAUAGCGCAAUAAACAAUUUGAAAGAUGAAAUCGAAUGGCUUCUACAAGACGAAACUGCCACCGCCCUAUUGGACCGACCUUCUGUCAAUGAAGAAAUUUUGAAAUUUGUCGCAAAUCACGUUUCAGAAUCUUCAGACAGAUUUAGUUGUAAAUUAGAAAAAGUUCCAUUGCAUUUUGUUUUCCCCUCAGAGGACAGUAAACCAAAGUUUCUAAAUGAAUUGAAAAAACUUGAAAUUGAUAAAUACCGUAUUCAGCAAGAAGGAAAGCUCUUUUAUUUUGUAAAAAGCAUGGAAUACAUACCGACUAUAGUAACGCAAAUGGAUUCGAGCAAUGACAGAGAAGAAACAAAAGUCAGGCAUGGUAAUACCGUAGAUAGUACAGAGAAGAAAAAAUUACACACAAGUAAUGAAACUGAAAAUGAAACUCAACACAAUUCUGAAACUGAUAGUAAAAUUGAAAAUUAUGGAUUUGAAGAUUCUAAUAUGACAGAAAGAAUAUUUGAAUUAAAUGAUACACAUAAAGGACAAUGCAAUUCAAAACAGGGUUUUCAAUGGCUAAGAGAUCUUGAUAAUCGUGAAAAUUUUUUACCGAAUUUCUGGUUAAUUUUGAAAGUAGAAAGUGAUUAUGUCAAUGUUUAUUUUCACUGUAGGUUCUUAGAAAUUGCAUCGGCAGAAGUAAGCAGUUAUUGGCAAACUCAGAAGACAUUAAUUAGUCAAAUAAAAAGUACUUGCCGUCAAGUGAAUCAAUAUUUACUUUUACAAAAUCUUCACAAGACCAGUAAAUGUUCAGAGCUACUGGAAACUGAAACAACCGAAGACUUCAACUGGAAAUCCGAAACAACAAACGAGUUUAACAGUAGUAUACAGAAUAGAGAUUCAGCACAAAAUUUCGCUCCUGGUAUGUUCCGAUGUAGGGUAGUCUGGGAGUUUACUUUUCGAUUACAUCCUCGAUUGAAAACUGGACCUGGUAGGUCCGGGCUCUCGCGGGGUAUAAAAGCAUUACACGGAGUGUUAAACAGAUUUGCCGUAACUAAUCGUAGCAACAUGUUCGUCUACCAAGAAAAUAAUAAAAAUGUAUUUUACCUAAGACUUCACGAACAAAUAAGUGAUGGCAAAAUGUUACAGAACAAGCUAUCAGAAAGCGAUGAAAAACUUGUCGUUUCUCGUAGCAAUAGCGUAAUUUCACUGUCGCAGACAAAAUUAAGUGAUAAUGCCAUGGUGAAUGACACACGGCCUAGAGUUCGAUCUUUCAGUGAAAAAGAAUCGAACAUCUUGAACAGAACUGAAGAUUCGAUUGUUUUAAUGGUACAUGGAAUAUCAGACGCUGGACCAGAAGUUAAACGCGAUUUAGUGCAAGUUUUACAAAAUCGUCUGGAUGAUGCAGUAUUGGAAGUCUUAUCCGUUAUGUUAGCAAGAAAUCCAAUGUGUAAACUAACUCCUGACGAUGUUCAUUUCAUACAACCACCAAAGCCACCGGAGUGUAUAAUAAAGUUGUGUAUAGAAAAACAUUGUAUACCAUACAUUGGGGCUCUAGAAUUUUAUUUACGACAAAAUAUCUUACAAUUUCUGUACAUACCGAAGUAUACCGAUAACAAGGUAGAUUGUCACUUUCAAGAUUAUUCACAGAUUGAAGGAUCGACAAGACGUGUUGCCGAAACAGAUAUUUUCUUAUACAAUCAAAGUCACUCCAGUGGUAGUAAAGGAAUCGCUUGUAUAGCAUUUGCUAUUACUGACGAUGGUGGAGAACCGAUUAAAUCAUUGGAUAGGGAAUUAGUAGAAAAUGGUUUCCCAGAGAAUAUAAGGGAAGAUGACUUUGAAAAUAUUGUCGCAACGUCAGUUUUUGAUAAAAAGUCAACUGUUUCAUCACCCUUGAUUGAAUUCAAGAUUUGGAAACAGGGCAGAGUCAAUAUCGAAGCUUUGUUGCAAAAAUUGUGCUCCACAGUGAAACAUGCUAUUUGGGAUUUAGUGACAGAAUAUAAAUUUUUACCAACACCUUUGACAGAACCAUUACUAAAUGCUACAAAAACACAUAUGGAAAACGCAAACGCAGAGACGUCAACUAAAUCCGACAUAUCACAGAGGAUAGUUCCAGAUUUGUCGAUUAACCGAUUUGAAACAGGCGAAGAUGGAAAAUUACAUUUUAUUUAUUGUGUGACAUUUUCUCAGUGGUUCCGUUUUGCCUUAGAAAUUGGAGUUCCGUCGGUGAAGAAACAUGAAGUAAAUAUUUAUCACAGACAUUCUAUAGCUACUAUUGUUAGAGAAUUAGAAAUUCUUAUCCAGAGUCAAGCGCCUGACACGUCAAGCAGAGCUUUUGUUUUGAAAGAUAAACAACCUUUCACUGAAAAAUUCGUUUUAAAUGAUGAAACAACAAACAAAGAGAAUGACUGUCUUGAUUCAAAACAUGAAGACAAUUCGAACCUGCCUCAUUACGUACCCUGCGAUUUUAAUAAAGAUGAACAAGGAACAUAUACAAAAUGUAUUUUAAUAGCUAGAAACUUUUGUCAGUGGAAAGCUUCCUUCGACGAAACAGUACAGUCAGAAGUAUUUGUCCCAAAAGAUCAAAAGGUAUUACAAAAGUUUAAUCCGUUGAUAUUGGAAUCAAGUUUUGUAUCAAGACAACGAAUAAUACUUGCUAAAAUUCGAAAUGAUAAGAUUACGCUUUAUAUGUACAACUGGUCUAAGGAAAAGUCUGAAAAGCUAAUGAAACAGGCUAACAGUUUGGGAACAUGGCUUUCUUCAAGAUCUAAUUUUUUUAGGAAUAUAUUAAUGCAGAAGUUAGGAAUAUUUCAUCAUCGACCAAAUUUAACAAGAGAAACAAAUUCGCAUUACUUCCAGAUUACGGAUACAGAUAGUCUAACCAAAUUUUCUUCUACGGCACACAACGAUGAUAAAGAAUGGACAAGAUCAAAUAAUAGAGUACAAAGCAUAAAACACAAUCAGUUCUCAUGGAACGAAGUGCUUGGUCAAACGAUGCGCGAUGUAAAAUCAAAUAGUUGUUUACAUAAUAACGGCGAUCCAGUUGCAAAAGCAGUUUACGAUUUGCAAGAAUUACGGGCUCGUGAAAAGAAAGUGAAAGACGAUUUAAAUAAACUGUACGUAAUGUGGCAAAAUCGUAGUGCUGCGCCAAAUAUUCCAAUUUCAAUCAGUGCUUUGAAUACUUCCAAACAACAUUCUCGUUUGAUACAUUUCUGUCACACGCCAUUGUUAUUUUUACCUUCAUGGCGUUUGCAAUCUGCAGCGACAAGAGAUCAUUCAUUAGCAACACAGUCUCCAUUGAAUACAAAUACCACUGUCCAUCAACAAUUGCCGCAACAAGUACAACCAAAUCAAAGUAUGCAAACAGAUAUGGUAAAGUGGCACCAUGAAUUGUGUAGUUUGAUGUUAUCUGAAUACAAACAAUACCUUCAAAUAAUGGGAUUUAAUCCGGUUCAAAUGGAAUCACUUACUAAAGGUAAUGAAAACCAAACACAGCAACAAUCCUAUUAUCUCAAAAAAUCUAUGUUGGGAGGAGUACUGCUGUUUGAGAUUUAUUUCUCUCAACCAUUUUUUAUAGUCAAGUUACAUAUUAUUGAGUGCAAUCGACUUCAGACGAAAACAACUAGCGCGUUGGUUAAUCAGUUUCUAUUAAGCUUCGUGGAUGCUUGUGACAAUAUUAAGAUUAAUAUGCAUCUGCAUUCGUUUACAUAUGAUUUUCACUUACGUUGCAUCCAUUCGUACAUUGCUGGAAACGGAUCUUGGUCGUUGCAACAAGGCUACCAUCUUAUUCAUUUCCUUGACGAUUUUAAUAAAUAUUAUAGUAAAGCGCCAAAUUACGCAAGGAAUCUUAUAUAUAGUGAUAUAGUGGCAAUUCGUAAUUUGACAAUACCUGGCCGCAUAUUGUAUUCUUACUUACUAUCCCACGAGAAAAACUAUAAUAUGCAGGUAUUUGAAAUGAAAUGCGAUCAUCAAGAUUCUCACGAAUUCGAAUACGUUUUAGUGAACUUAGAAAAUACACCUUCCAUCAGUUACUGUGAUGGUCAAGAUAUAAGAUACACCGAUGAUUUCGAUGUUGCAUUAAUCGUAUCGUAUUUAGAGCAACCUGUGCAAAUCGAAAAAACAGGAAUUACAUUAAAAUAUUAUUUAAUGUUAACGAGUAAGAGGGAAUUAUAUCCAAAAAAAGAAGUGGAAAAUAAUAAGCUCGGAAAAUUCCGGACUGUAUACAACAUUGAGAAACCUGUAGCAAGUACUUCGGCGGAAUCAAAGUCUGAUACAAACAAUUUUAAGAAGGAGAUUUUAAAAGAAUUCUCUUCGGAUUGCUUCGAACGUGAUCAAGAUAUAAAUGACAAAAAAAGUGAUUCUAGAGUAUCGAGUAUUAAUUUUAGUACUGUUAAUAAUAGUGCAAGUGCACCUACGCCGCCACCAGUGCCGAAUUCUCCAUUGACGCAAAACACAAAUCCCCCAAUUAUCCCGAUAAAUUCAUCGUCGCCACGUAUGAUUCAAAUACGACAAGAAUCAAUCAAUUACUUGGGUUAUUACUCCUCACACGAGCAGUUAAUGCAACAGACAAUAAUGUUUCGAGCAAGUGAAGCUCGUAAUCAUAUAUCACGUAUGAUAGAUCGAGGAACGUUGCAGUGCAAAACGCAUCUACUCUGGAAUAAACUGUUGGAAAGUAAAUCCACAAUGAAUUAUACGGAGUUUGCUGAACUCUGUUCUUUGGCCCAUGUGGAACCGUUAUCAUAUUUAGAUCCCAGACUAAAACCGCUAAUUAAUCAACCAGUUUCAUGGUAUCAAACUUUGUCCAAAGUUUUACAAAAUAAAUAUCAAGAUCAUCAUAAGCAGUUCAAUACACCAGAUGGAAAUAUCACGCAUCUCCUUAUAUUACAUCCAAGCUCCUUUCAAGUUUUUAUGAUGCUAACUAUAGAUUUACAUGCUUCAAAAGGAGCUUUGUAUGCAGUUUACUGCAAGUCAAAGGAAGCAAUUAAUACUGGCUGCUGCAUAGAAGACAUUUAUAGUUUAAUUGAAGGUUUUGUAAAUGCGUGUUGUUUUCACUUGUGGAUGAGUUUAUACAAUUAGCAGCAAUAUAGAUGUACAGAAAUGAAAUUCAAAGAAAUGUACAAUUUAUAUUUAUCUACAUUGUAAAUUUGUUUGUUGUCCACUUACUAAAGUUUACUUUUAGAUAUUACAAUUCUUAAUAAUUGCUAAGAAUUUUAUAAUUCUGCAUUUUUGUUAAAUGUAAUUUGUAUAAAAGAAUAUAUUUUCUUGUUAGAAAUA